Messenger RNA from Pneumocystis murina B123, 4138 nucleotides. RefSeq lists its product as hypothetical. NCBI's taxonomy places the organism in Eukaryota, Fungi, Ascomycota, Pneumocystomycetes, Pneumocystales, Pneumocystaceae. Gene Ontology annotation, cellular component: nucleus. Bases 20 to 4138 code for a protein of 1372 amino acids. Gene Ontology annotation, biological process: DNA damage response; protein polyubiquitination. The record is from RefSeq and is a predicted model, not a curated record. The transcript is spliced from 17 exons. Gene Ontology annotation, molecular function: ATP binding; ubiquitin protein ligase activity; ATP-dependent chromatin remodeler activity.
AUUAAAAGAUAUAAUAUUUAUGCUUAUUAUUUCAUCCGACCAACAGAAUUUUAUCAAUACAGAUGCUAUUUUAAGAGAUGUAGUGAAAGAAGAUAAUAAUGAAUUGGCAAGUCAGAAAAAGCAAGUUGAAAGUAGUGAAGAAGCAGUUCUUAUACGGUUUAAGAUAAAAUUAGAGAUUUUAAGUGACGAACUAUGGGAAAACUUUGUUAAAGAAAAGAGGGAUUUGCUUAAAUUAGUAGUUUCAGAUAUUCUUUUUAUUUUAAAUGAAUCAUUAUUACAUUUGAUAAAUUAUGGAUCAAAAUCAAUACUUGCAGCUUAUGUUUGUUCAGAAAAAGAUUUAGAAAUACUUUUACCUAUUUACGAGCUUGUUUUUGGGAUAAGAUCUUCAGAAAAUGAGCCCAUCUAUGGGAAGCUAAUCAAGCAUUAUUUCCAAACACAUGAAACAUUACGGUUUAUAGAAUUGGAAAAUAAAUGGUAUUUCUUGAUAGAAUUAUGCAUAUCUAUGAGAUAUGUUAACGUAUUUUCUAUUGAAAAUUUGAAAAUGUUUCAAAAACGUACAAGAUAUGGGAAAAGUCUUAUAUCAGAACUUAUGCAUUAUGCGUUUCCAAGUACAUUAGAAAUUCAAGAUACUAUUAAUCCAUCGCUUUUUUAUGAUAAUGUUUAUGGUUUACCAGAAUCUAAAAUAUCUAGUUUUAUUUCUCCUGAUAAAUUGAAUACAAACUUGCUACCAUUUCAAAAAAAAGCUGUUGAAUGGAUGCUUAAAAGAGAAAAAUGUAUACCUAAUACAUUAGAUUAUGGCAAAGACAAUAUUCCCCCUACAUGGGAGGCUUCAAUAGAUGUAGACGGAAAACAGAUAUAUUACAAUAAAGUUUAUGGAAUAAUAUGUUCUAGUAUUAUUGACGUUAAAAAUACAUUUACAGAUAUUGAUGGAGGAAUUCUUGCAGAAGAAAUGGGACUUGGAAAGACAGUAGAAGUAAUUGCUUUGAUUUUAAAAAAUGAGAAAAAAAAGAUAUCUGAAUCGGAAAAAGUCUUUGAUUCAUAUACUGAAAGUUAUGUUAUUGCAUCGAAAACAACAUUAAUUAUAACUCCAAUUUCAAUUUUACAACAAUGGAUAACAGAAUUUUCUAAAUUAGCUCCUCAUUUAAAGGUUUUACAUUACGUUGGGCUGAAGAAUUUAUCAUCAAAUCUUUCUAUUAAAGACUUAAUAGAAUAUGACGUAAUUAUUACUAGCUACAAUGUGUUAAGUUUUGAAAUACAUCAUACAAAAUUGAUGCCGGAAAGAUCACUAAGAUAUGGCAAAAAAUAUAUUCCCAAACUUUCACCUUUAGUACAAAUACAAUUUUGGAGAGUAUGUCUUGAUGAAGCUCAAAUGAUUGAGACUGGAGUAUCAAAUGCAUCUCUUGCUGCUCUAUCUAUUCCUAGGGUACAUGCAUGGUGUAUUACUGGAACUCCUGUACGCAAUUCUCUUUCUGAUCUAUAUGGACUUCUAUUAUUUUUACGUUUUUAUCCUUUUAAUUGUAACAAAAUAUGGAAACGUCUUAUUGAUGAUCCAAGAAAUGCAUCUGCUUUUGUAUCUUUAUUUAAAUUAAUAACUUGUCGCCAUACCAAAAAAUAUAUUGGAGACCAAGUAAUACUUCCUAAACAAGAAAGAAUAAUCUUAUUGUUAGAUUUUACCCCAAUUGAAGAACAUAACUAUUCAUUUUUAUUGAAACAAGCAUUAGAAGAAAUUGGGUUUAAUGAUCAAAAAAAUCCUGCAAGUAUAGAUUGGAAUUUUAAUGAUUUUAAAGAUAAAAUGAGACAUUGGUUAUUGAGAUUAAGACAAACAUGCUGCCAAAUGCAAGUAGGAACCGUCAAUAAAAUGAAUCUGGGUGGCCAAUUAAUUAUGCUGUCUGAGGCUUUGAAUGUAAUGUUAAAAAAAGUCAAUGAUACUAUUGAUAAUGAUGAGAGAUCUCUUUAUACAUUAAAAUUUACUAUUGGAAGGCUAUAUGAAAGCAAAAAUAAACCACAAGAAGCGUUAGAUAUCUGGCUUCCUAUAUUAAAAAUUGUCCAAGACAAAAUGGAAUUAUUUGAACAAGAAAUAGAAAAAAUAAGACAACAUAGCUUAAUAGAUUCAAAAAAUGAAAUCAAAAACUCUAUAGAUACAAUAGAUGAAAAUACAAGCACUAACUAUUAUAGCACUGAAGAAAAAAAAACUCCAAUAAAAUCUAUACAAACUCAUAUAAGACACUGGCGAAGUCUUGCCCAUAGACUUACUUUUUUUAUCGCAACAGCAUAUUAUCAACUUGGAAACAAAGAGAAAGAAGAUGAAUAUUACAGUAAAGCUGAACAGAUUCGAAGAGAAAUUUUAUCAGAAACAGAAAGCAAGGCACUUUUUUUAAUGAAAAAGCUAUCACAAAGAGCCGAAAAUGAUGAUUUUAUAACCAUUCCAAAAUUAAAUUUGUCUGAAAUUAUAAACAACAUUCAUUCAUCUCAUAAUAAAUCUUUGUUGGAUAUUAUUAAAAAAUUAAACAAUCAAGCUGAAAAAAUUAAUGAAUGGCGCCAAAAAAUAAUUAAGCUAUCGCUUUGUGCCUUAGUAGAUCAUAACGAAAACGUUACUGGUGAAGAAUAUAUUAAAUCAUUAGAUAUUAUGGAAGAUGCUUAUCAAUACUUGGAGGCUCUUCGAAGUGCAAUUGCAUCAAGAAUUGAAACUUUAAAUGGAGAAAAGAGUUUUCUUACAAUUGUAGAGACACAGUCUCGCCUUUCUAGUCAACAAACACAAUUAAGACAUCAACUAACUUAUAUUACAGAGGAAUUGCGACCAACACCUAGCUUAUCUCUUAAGUCAAUAAUAGAUGAUUUACACAUCUCAAAACAAAUAAAUGAUACUAAUAUAGAAGGGAAAAAAUAUAGAAAAAUACAAAAUAUUUCAAAUUUUGAAACAUAUCGCCUACCAGAAAUUUUAAAAAAUGAAAUAAAAAUAACUGUCAAAUUAGAAAAAGAAAUAUCAGACCUUUCAUAUCUACACAAUGCACGAAUUGAAUAUUACCGUCAACUUCAAAUAAUUUCUGAUUAUGUAGCUGAAUUAGAUGAAGAGCUUCUUGAGCCUCAAAAUUAUGCAAAAAAAAUGAAAGAAUUAGACGAAAAAAUAAAAAGUUAUGAAUUGACCAUACAUUCAAAUCAAGGGCGUUUACGUUAUUUAAAGUAUCUUUCUAAAAUAUCUAGUAAUAAAUCUGAAAUGGAUGAAAUAUGUGUUAUAUGUCAAAAUAUAUUUGAUUUUGGAAUUUUAACAGAAUGCGGACAUAUAUUUUGUAAAUUUUGUAUGAUGCGGUGGCUCACUGAACAUCAAACAUGUCCGUCAUGUAAGACAGAAAUUAAAGAAACAAAUUACUAUAACAUAGUACAUAAUAGUUCUAAAACCAAUAACAUACUUAAAGAUCCUAAUAUUUAUUCUUUAAAUCACCAGGAUUCAAAAAAAAAGUACAAUGAAUUUAAUAAGAUGUUUUUAGAAAUUAAAAACAUAAAAUUAAAAGAAUCAUAUGGAGUUAAAGUUGAUAUGAUUGUUAAACAUAUACUGUGGAUGCGCAAAGGAGAUUCAAUUGGCCCUAAAUCAGUCAUUUUUAGUCAAUGGAAAGAAAUGUUAGACAUUUUGCAUCAUGCGUUUACUAAUAAUGGAAUUAAAUUUAGCAGACUAGAUACAGUUAUCACAAAAUCUAAGAAAAAAGGAAAUAUAGAAAACGAUCCCGUGGCAAGAUUUAAAAAUGAUAAUUCUAUCGAAGUUUUUAUGCUUCAUGCUCGUUCACAGUCGGCUGGUCUUACAUUAACAAAUGCAACAAAUGUCUUUUUAUGUGAACCUCUAGUUAAUAUCGCCAUUGAGUUGCAAGCUAUAAGUCGUAUACAUAGAAUUGGUCAAAACAAACAAACAUUUGUUUGGUUAUAUAUAAUAAGAGGGACUAUUGAAGAAAAAAUAGUAAAAUUAACAGAAAAAAAAAGAGCACAAUUUGCCGAAAGAUAUAACAAUACAUCGAAAAAUUUAUAUGAUAAUUCAAAUUUAAAUGAUUUAUCUGAAAAAGAACUACAAAAAAAUAUAAAUAAACUUACUGAUACUACAGGAGAGAUCAUAGAAAACAAUGCUUUACUUUAUCUUUGGGGGAAACAGUAA